GCUUUCCCCCUCUCUUGUACUUCAGUGAGUUCCAGCGAAGAUGUCGGAGUAUAUCCGGGUGACGGAGGACGAGAACGAUGAGCCCAUCGAGAUCCCGUCGGAGGACGACGGCACCGUGCUGCUGUCCACCGUGACCGCCCAGUUCCCCGGGGCCUGCGGGCUGCGCUACAGGAACCCGGUGUCGCAGUGCAUGAGGGGGGUCCGGCUGGUGGAAGGCAUCCUGCAUGCGCCAGAGUCCGGAUGGGGAAACCUGGUCUAUGUUGUUAAUUAUCCCAAAGAUAAUAAGAGAAAAAUGGAUGAAACAGAUGCAUCAUCAGCUGUGAAAGUGAAACGAGCAGUACAGAAGACUUCAGAUUUAAUAGUGUUGGGUCUUCCCUGGAAAACCACUGAACAAGACUUAAAGGAAUAUUUCAGUACAUUUGGAGAAGUUCUGAUGGUGCAGGUUAAGAAGGAUAUUAAAACUGGCCACUCAAAAGGUUUUGGUUUUGUUCGGUUUACGGAUUAUGAAACCCAGGUGAAAGUAAUGGCUCAGCGGCACAUGAUAGACGGAAGAUGGUGUGACUGUAAACUUCCCAAUUCUAAGCAAAGUCCUGAUGAACCUUUGCGUAGCAGAAAAGUGUUUGUUGGGCGCUGCACUGAGGACAUGACGGAAGAUGAACUCCGACAGUUCUUUGCCCAGUAUGGAGAAGUGGUAGAUGUCUUCAUUCCUAAACCCUUCCGAGCUUUUGCUUUUGUUACAUUUGCAGAUGAUCAGGUUGCCCAGUCUCUUUGUGGAGAGGACUUGAUCAUUAAAGGAAUCAGCGUACAUAUAUCCAAUGCUGAACCUAAGCACAAUAGCAAUAGACAGUCAGAGAGAGGUGGAAGAUUUGGUGGUAAUCCAGGAGGCUUUGGGAAUCAGGGGGGGUUUGGCAACAGCAGAGGAGGCGGGGGAGGCCUGGGGAACAACCAGGGAAGUAACAUGGGCGGAGGCAUGAACUUCGGAGCCUUUAGCAUCAACCCUGCCAUGAUGGCGGCAGCGCAGGCAGCCCUGCAGAGCAGCUGGGGGAUGAUGGGCAUGCUGGCUAGUCAGCAGAACCAGUCAGGGCCGUCGGGAAACAACCAGCCUCAAGGCAACAUGCAGCGGGAGCAGAACCAGGGCUUUAGUUCAGGAAAUAACUCCUACGGCGGGUCCAACUCGGGGGCAGCAAUAGGCUGGGGCUCGGCCUCAAACCCGGGCUCCAGCAGUGGGUUUAACGGAGGCUUUGGUUCAAGCAUGGAUUCCAAAUCGUCAGGCUGGGGAAUGUAGACGCAGUGGGCUCUGAUACUGACUCUAUGGUGGGAAAUCAGAUUUUUCUAACCCAUGGUAAGUAUACUGUAAAUUACAUAUAUACUAACAUUUUCCAAAACAGUUUGUUCAGUGCGCAGUAUAUUCAGCAAUAUUUUUGACAUUUUUUCUUUUUAAAAAAACCACCAAAAUUAAAAAAAAAAAGAAAAGAAAGGUAAAAGGAAUUUUGUAAUUUUUGUUACAUAUCUUGUUGGAAUACUGAAUGUCUGGAAGUGGACUGCUGUUUGCCUGAUAGCUAACCUAACACUACAGUCGACAGGAAAGGUUUCUCCUGUAAUACUUCAUCUCUUGUUUCCUGGCUACCUGAAUUCUUUGCAUGUUCAAAAUGGAAACCAUUGGUCAGAAACAGCAUUCUCCCCCUCUUGUUUUUAAUUUGAUCCCACCAUAAGAAUCUCCAAGUGCCCCAGUUGGAGAACACAGUGUCGUUUUUGUUUCAUUGUGGUGUUUUUUUUUUAACACUGUCUCCCCUCCAUAUUAAAGUACAAUAUGAAGGCUUCAUUUAAUCUCCGCAGUUCAUCUCAUUUCAAAUGUGUAUGGAAGAAGCACUUAAUUGAAAGCAGUGCUGUAAAUAUUCUGCCUUAGGAAUACUUCUGUCUACAUGCUUUCUCAUCCAAGAAUACUUCAUCACACCGCACAUGCUGCGUCUUGAGACGGUGGGUGUUCCAUUUUUAUCCGCUACUCUUUAUUUCAUGGAGUCGUAUCAACGCUAUGAACGCAAGGCUGUGAGAUGGAACCAGAAGGCUGUCUGAACUUUUGAAACCUUGUGUGGGAUUGAUGGUGGUGCCGAGGCAUGAGAGGGCUGGUAUGUGCGAGAUAAAGGCGAGAGCGCAUGCAGAGACCUGGUGGUGCAUUAUGGGAUUUUAUUUUACUUGGCGAGAUGUCUCUCAAUCCUGUGGCUUUGGUGAGAGAGUGUGCGGAGAGCAAUGAUAGCAAAUAAAGUACGAGUGUUUAUUGCAUUCAAAGGACAUCCAGAUGUGGAAGACUUUAAGUGGGUUUUAUACCUAGUUAAUCAAUUAGUUGAAUGUGUUAUGUGAAAUGAAUAUUUGUAUUUUUUUUCCCUUAUGUCAACUGCUGUGAAUGCUGUAUGGUGUGUGUUGUUUUUUUUCUGUUAAUGAUCUGUAAGUGUGGUAACGUGAACUGACGAUGCUGGGGUUCGUGACGAGAACAUUGAGCUUGUGGUGUGCUUUGCAGCAGCUCUUGGAGCAGAGAUCACUAGCGAGCUCAGUGUGCCUCUUCAGGGUGGAAGCUCCACUGUCUGUAAGAUAUCCAUAAGAAUGCUGUUUGCUGCAGUUUCGUGUUUGGAUGCUUUUUAUAAGAUUUGUCACUGUAGGAAAUUCUUAAAUAAAACUGAUUUAAGUAA
Messenger RNA from Pterocles gutturalis (yellow-throated sandgrouse), 2684 nucleotides. RefSeq names its product TAR DNA binding protein (gene TARDBP). The coding region runs from base 41 to 1285 and encodes 414 amino acids. The transcript is spliced from 5 exons. Gene Ontology annotation, cellular component: nucleoplasm. Lineage: Eukaryota; Metazoa; Chordata; Aves; Pterocliformes; Pteroclidae. Gene Ontology annotation, molecular function: RNA binding. Gene Ontology annotation, biological process: regulation of gene expression. The record is from RefSeq and is a predicted model, not a curated record.